Fomitiporia mediterranea MF3/22 is the source of this 1988-nucleotide messenger RNA. RefSeq names its product alpha/beta-hydrolase. The record is from RefSeq and is a predicted model, not a curated record. NCBI's taxonomy places the organism in Eukaryota, Fungi, Basidiomycota, Agaricomycetes, Hymenochaetales, Hymenochaetaceae. The transcript has 5 exons. Gene Ontology annotation, molecular function: triacylglycerol lipase activity. Bases 78 to 1928 code for a protein of 616 amino acids.
GCAAUAACUAGAUCGUAUCAUCCAUAAUAAAUCGACUCAAUCUUCGAUGAAAUAAUUUCCGCGAUAUUAUUUGCGACAUGCAAUCUCUUUCUCUUCCUGUCCCCGUGGCGGUAUUCAUUCGUCGGCUCUUCAACGUGUUCUCGUCAAUCACAGUGUCAAGUCAAUAUUAUCUUCUACAGAAGGCCGAAAGUGAAUCCGGGAAGGAUGGAAGAAUCAAUGGGAAAGCGUUACGAAGGUCUGAAGGCUCGCCAGUGAGGUCAGAAACGUUACUAGCGCGUAGUGUUAAGGGGCAAGGUGAACGAGAUACAGCUAAUUUGUUUUUACACUCGCACUGGGGCCGUUUAAAGCCUUGGCCAUGGAACACAGCUUCCGCGCAUCCUACUCGGAGAGCACAUUCUGUCUCCGUCGACGAGGCAAAUAGCCAAGGCUCCGUUGAGGAGAACCAGCCAACCGAGAAACCCACUCCUCCGAGUACUCCUUCACCAGAGCGUCGAACGCCUCCCACAUCUCAUACAACCCCAAACGAGCCCCUGACCCCCAUUUAUUCUCUCAUGCUCAAUCCGACUCUCUUUGACCCGAUCCGAGCACCUCGAAAUCCCAUUGUCCUGUGUCACGGCCUGUAUGGUUACGACGUUAGAGGACCAUCGAAUUUCCCUAUGCUUCAACUACAUUAUUGGGCACACAUUCUUAAGAUACUGAAGAAGAAAAUUGGUGCAGAGGUUAUUGUAACCGGGGUUCCUGGCACAGGCUCGGUAGAAUCGCGAGCGGAGCGGUUAGAUCAAUAUUUGCGUAAAGCGGCCCCUGGGCGCGACAUCAAUUUUGUGGCUCAUUCAAUGGGAGGAUUAGACUGUCGACAUCUUAUUACGCAUGUGAAGCCGAAGGAAUACAAUCCAGCUUCGCUAACAACGGUCUGUACACCUCACCGAGGAAGCCCAUUCAUGGACUGGUGCAGCGAAAAUAUUGGGAUUGGGAAGCUUCAACGACAGGCAGAAAAAGUGUCACAGAAGGCGUCCGAAUCCACGGACACACCGACAGUUUUCUCGUUAACGAACUUGCCAUCUUCCUUGACGACGCUUCUUCUGUCUGUCCUUGACUCGCCAGCAUAUGCAAAUCUCAGCACCCAAUAUCUGCAGAAUAUCUUUAAUCCAGCGACUCCAGAUGAUCCUCGCGUCCGCUACUAUAGCGUUGCUGCUCGAACGAAAAGUAUGAACGUGUGGCACCCGCUGUUUCUUCCAAAGACGGUCCUGGAUGGCGUUGAAGCUCGCGAACGAGAGGAGCAUUCUCAUCCGGAAGAAGAACAAUGGGGUAACGAUGGUUUAGUAACCGUACGGAGCGCACGCUGGGGUGAAUUCCUGGGUAUACUAGAGGGUGCAGACCACUGGGAUGUCCGCGGAGGAGGGGGGUUAGGGCCUGACAAUGAAUGGAAUAUUGACCUUGCUCUCCCGAACUCUCUGAAGAACAGCCUCUCGGAUCCAUUCUCGCACGUGAAUGUGAACUUCAACUGGAAAGACUGGAGCCGGUUGGUCGGCGCGUGGCGAAAAGAGGUAGAGGAUCGAGAGGAUCGCGAACGGAAAUCUCCAUCAGAGAAGAAGAGCUCUGCAGACGAAUCACAGAAGUCAAAGGACAGGGAGGCGGAGGAUGCUGCGCUGAAAUCAUCCACCGAUAAACUUUCAGCUGUAUUUGACUGGAUCGUUGAACAAGUUCCUUACUCCCCGCGUAACUCGUCAACAACUACUACUCCAAGCUCCGCCGAUAUCCAGUCUUCCCCUCCAAGACCAUCCGCGUUUGUCUCUCCGGCUGUGCGGAAAGCUGAGGACAAGCGAAUAAAGGCGAAGAAAGAGAGUGAGGCCGGGGAUCCACGAUUGAAGUUUGACCUUGAACGGUUCUAUGUUGCACUGUCCCGAAAGCUGUACGAUGAUGGACUAUAAUAAUUACUAGUACAUAAGGUUUUGCUGUUGUUGUGCAAUAAUAAAUGUAUUUUUAUUCCG